Messenger RNA from Linum tenue, 2054 nucleotides. Lineage: Eukaryota; Viridiplantae; Streptophyta; Magnoliopsida; Malpighiales; Linaceae. The record is from the annotation of a GenBank genome assembly.
CAAUAAUGUAAAAUAAUAGUAAUUAUGAUAUGAGGUUGCAGGUGCAAGGUAGCGGUUAUCCACAGAUAUCGGGGAUCGGCAAUUUGUGAAAGAAAGGCAUCAACAAAGGAGAAGAAAAAAAGAGCUAAUCUUGCUUUGGAAUUGAUCAAAUGGCACAGCACAAGAAGGGUUCAGCGGAAGCGGAAUUUUUCACCGAGUAUGGGGAAGGCAGCCGAUACGAGAUCCAAGAAGUGGUAGGAAAAGGAAGUUAUGGCGUGGUGGGGUCAGCCGUAGACACGAAAACGAAGGAAAAAGUUGCUAUCAAGAAGAUCAACGAUGUUUUCGAACACGUCUCCGACGCGACGCGUAUCCUCAGAGAAAUUAAACUCCUUCGCCUGCUUCGUCACCCAGAUAUCGUGGAGAUAAAACACAUCAUGCUCCCACCUUCACGUCGAGAAUUCAAAGACAUCUACGUUGUGUUUGAGCUGAUGGAAUCUGAUCUUCAUCAGGUGAUUAAGGCCAAUGAUGAUCUCACUCCUGAGCAUUACCAGUUCUUCCUCUACCAACUUCUUCGAGGCUUAAAAUAUAUCCAUACCGGUAUUCAUGUUUCUUUUUCCCGUCUUGUAGCUAACGUAUUUCACAGGGACUUAAAGCCCAAAAACAUUCUUGCCAAUGCUGAUUGCAAGCUGAAAAUAUGUGAUUUUGGCUUGGCUCGAGUGUCUUUCAAUGAUGCUCCAUCAGCUAUAUUUUGGACGGACUAUGUUGCGACUAGAUGGUAUCGUGCUCCAGAGCUUUGUGGGUCAUUUUUCUCUAAAUACACUCCAGCAAUCGAUAUUUGGAGCAUAGGAUGCAUAUUUGCUGAAAUGCUGUCUGGGAAACCACUGUUUCCUGGGAAGAACGUGGUGCAUCAGUUGGAUCUCAUGACCGACUUGCUUGGAACCCCUCCGGUCGAAUCGAUUUCACGGAUUCGAAAUGAAAAGGCAAGAAGAUACCUCAGUAGUAUGCGGAAGAAGCAACCAGUUCCCUUCACUCAAAAGUUCCCCAAUACAGAUCCUCUAGCACUCAGCUUGUUAGAACGUUUACUUGCUUUUGAUCCUAAAGAUCGCCCCACUGCUGAAGAGGCAUUGGCUGAUCCUUACUUCAACGGUUUGUCGAAUGUGGAUCGUGAACCCUCUAGUCAAACAAUCUCGAAGCUAGAGUUUGAGUUCGAGAGGAGGAAAAUUACCAAGGACGAUGUCCGAGAGCUCAUCUAUAGAGAGAUUUUAGAGUACCAUCCCCAGAUGUUGCAAGAGUAUCUUAAAGGUGGAGAACAAACUAGUUUCAUGUAUCCUAGUGGCGUUGAUCGAUUUAAGCGACAGUUUGCUCACCUUGAAGAGCAUUAUGGUAAUGGUAAAGGUGAACGAAGCUCGCCUCUACAGAGGCAACAUGCUUCAUUGCCAAGGGAGCGAGUUCCUUUGCCGAAAGAUGAACAAGGACAAGAGGAGAAUGAUUUCGAGAAACGGACAGCAGAAUCUGUCGCCACCACACUCAAUAGCCCUCCGGAAGGAAAUGCAAUCUCCGGAAAAUCCAAUGCUCCCAACAAAGCUAACCAACCCACCAGAAGUCUGUUGAAGAGUGCCAGUAUUAGUGCUUCCAAGUGUAUUGGUGUCAAGCCCAAAACAGAGGUACAGGAGGAUGUUAUUAUGGAAGCCAGCGAUGAAACUGUUAAUGAGUUGGCUGGCAAGGUUGCUGCUCUCCACAACACUUGAGUUAAUCAUCAUCAACGAUAUUCAAAAUUUUGGAAUAAUUGACUUAUCUAAAGGUGUGCUUUUUGAAUUGAUUUUAUCGUAUACAAAAAUAAUUAGAAUCUUUGUAUUCUUGUUGUAAUUAUUUCAUUUUUGUUUCUGAUUCUUUUGUAUAUCUUUUUAUUUUUAUUUUUUUCAACACUUCAAUUUCUUGGAUUCUGAACGAACUGAGAUACUAUUGUACUAUUGAAUUGCAUGCGCUUGUAUUAUUUUCAAAGGCAAGUGGCAGGAAUGGAUUCUUGAUUCUACUAUAAUUCAAGUACUAGUAGUAGUCAGAUAUUUCUAUUAAGA